UAGGCAGCAGGACAAUGCUCGUGUUUGUGCAACGGCCCCUGAGUGGCGGCUGGCUCUCUCAGAUCGCUCUCGCUUGACUACCAUUGCUGCCUGCAUUGUUGAAGGGAAAGGAAAGUGGACAGUCUGAUCCUGCUUGUGGGUUGCUUCACCAGAGACAGAGUGAGAGAGACUGGGUUUUUGUGUGAAGUACAACAAAGCAGAAAGGCUGGCCAGAAGAGACAGAUUAAACUCUGGUGGGUCUGACCAUAACAGGAAAGGAGGGCGUCCAUCCCUGCCACACCAGGGAGGAGAAGAAGGCAGUCCAUUUCGACCACAUCAAAGGAAGCUGAGAAUGCGUUUAUGGUGAGAGUUCAGCUACGACGACGACUUUAGGCUGUGGGCUGAACUGUGGUAAAGAAGAGGAGGAAGACAAAUAGGGGGAGACGAGAGGAGUCGUAGUAUUGGGCCUGGGUGUGGAGCCCAAACACAUGCAGGAUGGGAGAGAAGAAAGUUAGUCUCCCCGCUAAGCUGAUUAAUGGGGGCGUGGCAGGCCUGGUUGGCGUGACAUGUGUAUUUCCUAUAGACCUGGCCAAGACCCGCCUACAGAACCAGCAGGGCAUCCAAGUCUACAAAGGAAUGCUUGACUGUUUGGCCAAGACGGUGCGCUCAGAAGGCUAUUUUGGGUGCUACAGAGGUGCAGCUGUGAACCUCACUCUAGUUACACCUGAAAAAGCCAUCAAACUGGCUGCCAAUGAUGUCUUCAGACAGAAGCUCUCCAGGGAUGGGCAUUUGCCACUGUGGGGGGAGGUACUGGCUGGGUGUGGGGCUGGAACCUGCCAGGUGGUGGUAACCACACCCAUGGAGAUGCUAAAAAUCCAGCUACAAGAUGCAGGAAGGCUUGCUGCACAAAGACCAAUGGCAGCACCAGCAGAGGCUGCUGCUGCUCCUGGUCCAGCUCCAUCAUUGGUGCCCCCCUCAUCACAAGCCCACUCAACCCCACCACAACGGCCCUCAGCCACAGGUAUCACUCUAAACCUGCUGAAGACUCGUGGCGUAGCUGGUCUCUACAAAGGGGCAGGAGCGACCUUAAUGAGGGAUGUCCCCUUCUCUAUGAUCUACUUCCCGCUGUUUGCCAACCUUAAUGCGCUGGGUCGGGAAAGUGCAGGUGGGCAGGCUGAUGUGCAGGCCCAGGCGCCAUUCUGGCAGUCCUUUCUGGCAGGCUGCUCCGCUGGCUCAGUGGCAGCUGUGGCUGUUACACCGCUGGAUGUAAUAAAGACCCGUCUGCAGACCUUGCAGAAAGGUGCGGGGGAGGACACAUACAGAGGAAUUCUUGACUGUACAAGGCGCAUCAUGAGGCGAGAGGGUCCAUCAGCAUUCCUGAAGGGUGCAACAUGUCGUGCUUUAGUCAUUGCUCCUCUUUUUGGCAUUGCCCAGGGUGUCUACUUUCUUGGGGUAGGGGAGACAGUAUUAGGAUUGUUGGGAUAGCAGUGCUAAGCACCGGUGGCAGCAGUUGUGUUGUUUCUGUGCAGAUAAUAUGCUGCUUUUGUUACACAGUGAGCAGAGAAUAUAGAGAGAGAGGAGAAAUACAGCCACAAUCCACUAACCAAAGGAAGCACAACAGUUUGGAAUAUACACGAAGGAAGCUUCAUUUACUAAUAUGUGGACUAGCAAGUUCACACUAAUGUUUCUCUAAGUUUUUACCUGCUGUAAGCAGGAUUCCAUAGGUUAAACAAGGUCCUUUUGUAGGUGUAUAAUUAAUGUGAGGUUGUGUGUCCCAAGCUGUCUUGGUUAUCCCAGGGUAGUUCCUGACAAUAUGCCUGGGCCUGUUCCUUUCACCUGAGAGAGAUUUUUGUUUUUCUAGAAGAACUGAUACAUAUUAUUUGAGCCUGCUAACUCAAAUACCCACCAACCGGACAAUUUCUUGGGCCUGUGCAUCACUUUAUUGAGAACAUCCCCUUUCAAGUGUCAUCUAAAACCCUUUACAGACAUGGAAUAUAGAACAUCACCGACCUUACCAUAUAGUUUUACAUUCAUUCAAAAGUGGCGGAGAGACCCCAUUGUAUAUCCCAUCCAAUACGUACAAAAGAAUGAAUCAGGGCAACGAGUAUUAUCUAUGUAUCAGCUUAAAUGAGCUCUCACACUCAUACUCACACUUUAAAAUUCUGUCUCUACUUAUUCUGACAUAGAGCAGGGUCUCUUUUUGUGCAAGUGCUGCAUGAUGCUACUAAGAUAGCCCCUUACACACACACACACACACACACACACACAUACACACACACACACACACACACACACACACACACACACACACACACACACACACACA
Archocentrus centrarchus (flier cichlid) is the source of this 2305-nucleotide messenger RNA. RefSeq names its product solute carrier family 25 member 18 (gene slc25a18). NCBI's taxonomy places the organism in Eukaryota, Metazoa, Chordata, Actinopteri, Cichliformes, Cichlidae. Gene Ontology annotation, biological process: malate-aspartate shuttle; aspartate transmembrane transport; L-glutamate transmembrane transport. The transcript has 10 exons. The coding region runs from base 475 to 1464 and encodes 329 amino acids. Gene Ontology annotation, molecular function: L-glutamate transmembrane transporter activity; L-aspartate transmembrane transporter activity. The record is from RefSeq and is a predicted model, not a curated record.